Hydatigera taeniaeformis is the source of this 1617-nucleotide messenger RNA. The record is from the annotation of a GenBank genome assembly. Lineage: Eukaryota; Metazoa; Platyhelminthes; Cestoda; Cyclophyllidea; Taeniidae.
ACCAAGGGUAGCGUUGAACGAGUCGUCCCAAUGGACGCCGACAAUUGGGUCACCGUAAAGCCCAACAGAGCUCUGUACGCCCAAGAGGUGGAAAUAAGCUGCUUCAAGGAGCGACUUCGUCUCUUGGCAAGCAAUGGUAUCGACGUUACAGGAUUGGAGCACUUGGAGAUGUCAGGAGAGGUUGGAGCCAACAACUACCUUCCAAUUGCCACCUAUACAUCUGGAUUCGGCUACGAGGUGAACACAAUGAACAUUGAUAGCUCAGCAAAAUUGAACAAGGAAUCAAACUACCAUUUUCCUUCACUAACAUUGACCACCAUAGCCUACCAUUUGCACAACUUCCACGGGUUCCGCUGCCGAAUGAAAUUUCGCAACGAACAAAUCCCCGAAUAUGAAGUAGUGAACAGUGGGUCGGUAUGCUUUAUGCGUCAGCCACCACCAAUCGAGAUGACCGUGGACAACAUCAGUGUCCCUAUGGUGGAGGACACAACGCAAGAGUCAAUUCCUCAAAAUCGCAAUCUGCAAAUCUUUCAGACUUCGUGCGUCAAACCGGAAACACGACUAGUCUUUACAUGCAGCCAGUGGCGCGAGAUGGAGACGUGUGACGAUGCCCACACCGUUGACAGUGUGUACAAUGUGGACACCGAUUUGAUAAUUUACAAUGCAAAAAGGCUAGAAUACGUAAUAAAAAAACCGGUGUUCGAUCGCCUGGGUAGGGGACGAGUUGACAUUCCAACGGUUCCGCAUGAGUGGCACACUGCUGAGGUUGUCUGCCAUCGAACAAUACGUCGGACAGACAACAUUUCACACAUCAUUUUGGAUCAGUACUCCUCUGCCGUGAGAAUAUGCGUGAGCCAGACAACAUUCACCUUCUACCUAGCCCAUACGGGAUUCGAGUGGAGCACAGGACUGACCAUGUCGCUGGAUGACAUGAUAAAUAUGGGUGCCGUCACGAAGAUGGAGAUGGGCGACGAAAUGAAUGACGUCGACGUGGGCUCAGCCGUCAUUUGUCAAGUGACGGGUGAUGGUGGUCGUGUCAAUGAGACGAUAAUAAAGCAACGAAAUGUGGAGCCGGAGAACGACAUCGAGACAGUGAGAAUAGUUGGCUACGAAAACGCUUCAAUCGCAAUGCUAAUGAAUGCAGACGUCGACAAAAAAAUCACCUUUUUAGCACUUUUUUGUCAAACAAAAAGACUGGAGUCACAAAUAAUUGAGAGGUCAGAGGUGUUGUGGUUGGCAGUUCAUGAGGCCGUUCUAAAGGAUGAAGGAUUCAAGGAAGUGAAUGAUCUUAUUCUCUACAUACUAUUGACAGUAUGCGCCAGUCUUCUGAUAGCAGUCUCCUGUCCACUCAUCGCUAGGUUGAGUCAGAGAAGACAAAACCGCCAAAGAGCCAGGUACCGCAAAGCUGUCGCCAGAAGGUUGAAGCGUCUUAACUACCUCAGGGAGAUCGGUAUGCACAAAGUCGACGUAAAUGGAGAGUUUGCUCGAGAACUAAGUCCCAAAACAAACAUUUUCACUCGUGAACAUGGGAAAAAGGAUUUCAAAGGAAAGGACUUCGGGCCCCCUCCAGCGGCAUCUCAGAAUGCAGUACAAAUCACUAAUACGAUCCACGUUUAG